AGCAAAUCGCAGACUUGGAAGAAAACCAAGAGCGACUGUGCGAAGAGUUACUUUUUUGGCUUUAUAAAGCUGCGCAACAACAUGGGACGAAUAGAAUUUCAGGGCAGGAACCGGAGGUCCUGACGUGCUUCAGUUUGAUUCGUACGGUCCACACCGACGACGCUGACCAUCGUGCUUUUUUGCAACGCUACGUGUCCGAAGGUUCGAAGGACAAAAUCGCGAAUGUGCGAGUCACGCUCGGAAGUAGCGAUCAAGAUUAUGACAACUAUCGUCGUGUCUACAACAGAUACGCACAUAGAGUCAUAAUCUCGCAGAUGGAGGUGGACCAGAACAAAAAACCUUACGCAGGCAAGCUGUUGCGGGAAAAGCUCGUCCCGGUGGAAAGAAGUGCUAGAGGAGAUUGGAUUUACGACUUCACCAUACCCUUCUCAGAAUUGGAGGGACCUUCCUGCAAGGGCGUGUAUGUUCUUCUCGUUGGGAACUGCCACCUACCUGAUCAGGCGGCGUGGUGGUAUUACAAAGCGCCAAAAUUUCAAAAGGGAUUCCAGCGUCCCUUUUGGGGUAGCUCGGAAGUGCGUUUCAGCCGGCAGGAUAGAGACGAUGCCGUGGAGUACACUUUCUUGCCUUCUGCAGAAACAAAAUUUGUGGGCUUCAAUCCAGAGUGCUCGUGUUUAGAGCAGUGCCUCGAUGAAUUGGGAGACGCAACACGAUCGUACUCCGCGGAAAAAGGAGCCCGAAGUGCCAUCGAAAGACAUUUAGGACAUAUUCAGUCCGAAAUUAAGACCAAAGAGAGCGAAGAACGGAAACCGGCGGACCCAACUACGGAAUACGACCGUGAUGUUCAGGACUAUGAAAAGGGAGACGUCGCAAAGGCUAUGGAGAAGUAUCGCAAGGAUUUGAAAAAGCUGCAUCGCAUGCUUGCUGCGCAGGG
Amoebophrya sp. A120 is the source of this 931-nucleotide messenger RNA. The record is from the annotation of a GenBank genome assembly. NCBI's taxonomy places the organism in Eukaryota, Dinophyceae, Syndiniales, Amoebophryaceae.